This is a messenger RNA of Microthlaspi erraticum, 543 nucleotides long. The record is from the annotation of a GenBank genome assembly. Lineage: Eukaryota; Viridiplantae; Streptophyta; Magnoliopsida; Brassicales; Brassicaceae.
AUGAAAGGAGGGAAUGGGAAAGUGGCUUACAUUGACACUGAAGGAACCUUCCGCCCUGAUCGUAUUGUCCCAAUUGCUGAAAGAUUUGGAAUGGAUCCAGGAGCCGUGCUUGACAAUAUCAUCUAUGCUCGUGCUUACACCUAUGAGCACCAGUACAACUUGCUUCUUGGCCUUGCUGCAAAAAUGUCCGAGGAACCAUUUAGAAUUCUGAUUGUUGACUCUAUCAUUGCUUUAUUCCGAGUUGAUUUCACUGGUAGAGGAGAACUCGCAGACCGUCAGCAAAAGCUAGCUCAGAUGCUCUCAAGGCUUAUCAAAAUCGCAGAGGAAUUCAAUGUCGCUGUCUACAUGACCAACCAAGUGAUAGCUGAUCCAGGCGGUGGAAUGUUCAUAUCAGACCCAAAGAAGCCAGCAGGUGGUCAUGUGCUUGCUCACGCAGCUACCAUCAGGCUCCUGUUCAGGAAAGGCAAAGGAGAACAACGUGUCUGCAAAGUCUACGAUGCUCCAAAUCUCCCUGAAGCCGAAGCAAUAUCCUUUACACAUUGA